AUGGUUUCGAGGAACUCUGACACAGUAGCCAUGUUUGCGUCUUCCAUAAGAUUAAUCGUAUCGGGAAUCCACCGAACUCAAACCCUAAAAUCGCCGGUAAAUCCUCCGAGACUCAUUAUCUCCGUACCUAGAUUGUUCCACUCUGAGUCGAAUUCGCCGGGAACUGGACCAAGAUCCGCUGGUUUCAGCGACAGUAGAAUCGCGAUGAGCAGCGUUGCGAAAACCGGGUCGGAUUCAGGCGCGAUCGAGAAUCGGGCGAGCAGGAUGAGGGAGAAGCUUCAGAAGGAGCUCGAACCGGUGGAAUUGGUGAUCGAGGAUGUCUCGUAUCAGCACGCCGGUCACGCCGGGAUGAAAGGUAGAAGUGCCGACGAAGAGACGCAUUUCAAUGUGAAGAUCGUCUCCAAGGGAUUUGAAGGAUUGAAUCUGGUGAAGAGGCACAGGCUCGUCUACGAACUUCUUCAGGAGGAGCUGGAUAGUGGAUUACACGCUCUUUCCAUCGUCUCCAAGACGCCAUCGGAGAUCAAUCGUUAG
Messenger RNA from Microthlaspi erraticum, 531 nucleotides. The record is from the annotation of a GenBank genome assembly. Lineage: Eukaryota; Viridiplantae; Streptophyta; Magnoliopsida; Brassicales; Brassicaceae.